Zophobas morio is the source of this 1983-nucleotide messenger RNA. RefSeq lists its product as uncharacterized. The transcript has 5 exons. The coding region runs from base 1 to 1983 and encodes 660 amino acids. NCBI's taxonomy places the organism in Eukaryota, Metazoa, Arthropoda, Insecta, Coleoptera, Tenebrionidae. The record is from RefSeq and is a predicted model, not a curated record.
AUGGCCCAAACAACAACCACCAAUAACAACAAAAUGGAUUUAAUUAAUGUACACGUGCAGCAAAAUUUGGGUGUUAAAGAAAUUAGCAAAAGUUCGAGGCACUUGACAAUCAGUCCCAAGUUGAUACCGUUUACACAGACUUUGCAAAGGCCUUUGACCGAAUUGAUCACAGAUGGAGAACACGUCACCAGGAGUGAUGUUGUAAAAGAUUUGGGAAUUUAUUUUGAUUCUCGGCUCUCUUUUCGGUUCCAUAUUGAUGAAGUAGUAAAACAUUCACUCUCUUUGCUUGGAUUUAUAAUUAGACAAUGUCGUGAUUUCACUUCUACUGAACCUAUGAAAAUGCUGUUUAAUGCGUACAUUAUAUCACGCUUACAAGAUUUAGACAUAAUCUAUCAAUUGAGUGCAUCCAGUUCCAGCGUACAGUUUUUUUACCAAAACGUCCGUGGCUUACGUUCUAAGGUAAUUGAUUUUUAUAACAAUGUCUGUUCCUAUAACGGUGAUAUUAUUGUCUUAACGGAAACUUGGCUCACAAACGACAUUUCUGAUAGUGAAUUAUUCCCAGAUAAUUAUUUCAUUUUUCGUCAUGACAGAGAUAUACAUAGAUUAAAUUUGUCUAGAGGGAGUGGAGUUCUCUUAGCAGUAGCAAACAAGUUCUUGUGUCAAAAAAUUGACUUGUCUAUGAUUACCGAAAUCCUGCCGAUUAUUGACAUAAUCGGUGUCAAAUUAUCUUUCAACAAAGGGUUACACUUCUACAUUUUUGCAAUUUAUAUCCCUCCAUGGAUUACUUCGCACGACUAUGAAUUACUCUUUAAUAUCCUUAGCACUGUUGACGAAUUAAAUAAGAAUCAUGUUAUCAUAAUAGGUGAUUUUAAUCUUCCCAUGUUUAAUACCAACAUUAUUAACAACUAUGGCGUAAUCUUAAAUAACUUCUAUUUGUUUUUUAAUCUGUCUCAGUACAAUGAAAUAGUAAACAGUCACAACCGUGUUUUAGAUCUGAUUUUCUCGACCAAUAAUUGUUUAGUUGAUAGAUCUAAUGAACCAUUAGUACCAGAAGAUCCGCAUCACCCAGCAUUAGAUAUUUUUAUUCAAACAAACUCAGUGCUGCCCAUGAAAUUUCAAAUGAAUAGUUCAAAUAAAAUCUUUAACUUUAAGAAAGCUGACUUUCAUAAGCUCUACAAUCAGCUGGUAGUUACUGACUGGUCAUUCCUGCAAAGUUCUGGUGAUGUUAAUGACGCAUGUACAAAGUUUUAUGAUACUCUUACCGCUAUCCUCGAAGAUUCUGUUCCUAAAAUAUCCAACAAGCCGAAACGAAGUUCAAAUUAUCCAGAUUGGUUUGAUAAUACCAAUAUCAGAUGUCUUCGUGACAAGCACUAUGCGUUAAAGCAAUAUAAAAAACAUAAGUCUCAACACCACUUUGCAUUAUUUAAGCAGUUGCGUUCCAAAUCAAAAAAAUUAAUCUAUUCAGCUCAUAAGCGGUAUUUAUUCGAUAUUCAAGAAUCGAUCACAGUUAAUCCAAACAGAUUUUGGACUUUUAUACAAAAGAAAAAAGGAAGCACGCGAAUACCUGGGUUAAUGAAUUUCAAUAAUCAAAAAUUAACCAGUCCAGAAGAUAUUGUCAACGCAUUUGGAGAAUACUUUAAAAGUGUAUACAAUCCCUCUAAUGUCAAUAUUAACAUACCAGCAAAAACACUGUAUUAUCAUCCAGUUAGUGUCACAACUAUGUCCCAAGAUGAAGUCAUUGCAGCACUGAAGAGUUCUAAAGACACUCUUAUAACGGGAUUCGACGGUAUACCUAGCUUCUUUUUGAAAGACUGUGCUGACAUCUUCGCUAAACCUUUACUCUAUAUUUUUAAUUUAAUACUAAAAACUUCAACUGUGCCGAACAUCUGGAAAAAAUCAUUCGUAUGUCCAAUCUUCAAAAAAGGUGAUAUUGAUAAUAUUCAAAAUUAUCGUUCUAUACCACUAAUGUGUCCCCCGAUCUAA